GAGAGGGCGCUGUCCCUGGGCGGCACGAGUGCGGUUCUCUUUCCCCCGCUCGGGCCCCGGGGCCGGCGGCGGGGCGGGCGCCCUCGGCGGCGGCGGGUCGAGGGCAGCGGCCGGGCCAUGGCCACCAUCCAGUCUGAAACCGACUGCUAUGACAUCAUCGAGGUCCUGGGUAAGGGGACCUUUGGUGAGGUGGCGAAGGGCUGGCGCCGGAGCACGGGCGAGAUGGUGGCCAUCAAGAUCCUGAAGAAUGACGCGUACCGUAAUCGCAUCAUCAAGAACGAGCUGAAGCUGCUCCGCUGCAUGCGGGGCCUGGACCCGGACGAGGCCCACAUCAUCCGCUUCCUCGAGUUCUUCCACGACGCCCUCAAGUUUUACCUGGUCUUCGAGCUGCUGGAGCAGAACCUUUUCGAGUUCCAGAAGGAGAACAAUUUUGCGCCCCUGGCGGCCCGCCACAUCCGCACGGUGACGUUGCAGGUGCUCCGGGCCUUGGCCCGGCUCAAGGAACUGGCCAUCAUCCACGCGGACCUCAAGCCCGAGAACAUCAUGCUGGUGGACCAGACACGGUGUCCCUUCAGGGUCAAGGUCAUUGACUUUGGCUCGGCCAGCAUCUUCAGCGAGGUGCGCUAUGUCAAGGAGCCCUACAUCCAGUCCCGCUUUUACCGGGCCCCGGAGAUCCUGCUGGGGCUGCCCUUCUGCGAGAAGGUGGACGUGUGGUCGCUGGGCUGCGUGAUGGCCGAGCUGCACCUGGGCUGGCCGCUCUACCCGGGCAACAAUGAGUACGACCAGAUCCGCUACAUCUGCGAGACCCAGGGCCUGCCCAAGGCCCACCUGCUGCACGCCGCCCGCAAGGCCCACCACUUCUUCAAGCGCAACCCCCACCCGGAGGCCUCCAACCCCUGGCAGCUCAAGUCGUCGGCCGACUACCUGGCGGAGACCAAGGUGCGCCCCCUGGAGCGGCGCAAGUACAUGCUCAAGUCUCUGGACCAGAUCGAGACGGUGAACGGCGGCGGGGCGGCGGGCAAGCUGGCGUUCCCGGACCGCGAGACGCUGGCCGAGUACGCGGACCUCAAGAGCAUGGUGGAGCUCAUCAAGCGGAUGCUGACGUGGGAGUCCCACGAGCGCAUCAGCCCGAGCGCCGCCCUCCGCCACCCGUUCGUGUCCAUGCAGCAGCUGCGCAGCGCCCACGAGGGCACCCGCUACUACCAGCUGUCCCUGCGCGGCUGCCGCCUCUCGCUGCAGCUGGAGGGCCGGGCGCCCGCGGACGAGGGGCCGCCCUACUACCGCCUGGCGGAGGAGGAGGAGGGCAGCGGCGGCGGCGGCAGCGGUGGCAGCGGUGGCAGCGGGGGCGGGGGCACCUACUACCGGGAGGAGAAGGCGCCCGGCGUGCAGAGGGCCAUCGACCAGCUGGACGACCUGAGCCUGCAGGAGCCCGGGCGGCUGUGGGGCGAGGGCCGGGCCGGGGCCUACGGCGCCACCGAGCCCGCCGCCGAGACCCUGGUGCUGCCCAAGGGCGUCAGCCGGCGGGGCCGCGAGCCCGGGCCCGAGCCCAUCCUGGCCUUCUACGGCAGCCGCCUCACCGGGCGCCACAAGUCGCGCAAGCACCCCGCCGGCUCCAAGUCCGACCCGAACUUUGGCAACCUCAUCCGGCUGGGCCAGGCCUCGCCCGAUGAGAGCGGGCCUGGCCGGGGCGGCGGCUGGGAGGAGGGGGAGCGGCGCGGGGCCUCCGCGGACCCCCCGAUCGUCCCGCAGCUCGACGGGGACGGGCCCGACGAACGGCCGGGGGCCAAGGAGCUGACGCUGGCCGCCGAGAGGGCCGCCCCGGAGCUGUACGACGCGGGCGCACCCCCCCUGCCCCCCUGCCCAGGGGAGUGGCUAAGCGACCCCGACUGGAGCUUGGAGGGUGGCGGGGGGGCCCGGGGUCAGGCCCCCCCGCCCCGCCACCCACACCCCCACGGGCCUCCCCGGGUCACUGGCUUCCUCCAGCACGUCGGCGGGCAUCACUGAUGGACACCCCCCUCCCUGGGCCGUGCCAGCCACGACCUGGUGCCUGCUUCGUUUGACUCGUCCCUCGCCCUGAGAUGCGCUUACCUAGAAAUCCAGAUUAUAGUUACAGAAAAAAUAAAUACACAGAGAUUCCCCCCACCCCAACCUCCACCCCCCCUCCAUCCCCAGCUAUUGUGCACCUGAGAGGGCCCUGCCAGGCCAGCCUGCGGGACCCCCCUGUGCAAGGAGGGGUGCCCAGGGAAGGGGUGGCUGCCGGGGCUUGGCUCCGUGACCCCUCCCAUCCCCCCAGCUCUGCCUGUUUCCAUAAAGGACUGUUCAGCUGC
Molecule: messenger RNA, 2327 nt
Organism: Antechinus flavipes (yellow-footed antechinus)
Lineage: Eukaryota; Metazoa; Chordata; Mammalia; Dasyuromorphia; Dasyuridae
Gene: HIPK4
Product: homeodomain interacting protein kinase 4
Exons: 4
Coding region: 118-2004 (628 amino acids)
Biological process (GO): peptidyl-serine phosphorylation; peptidyl-threonine phosphorylation
Cellular component (GO): cytoplasm; nucleus
Molecular function (GO): protein serine/threonine kinase activity; ATP binding; protein tyrosine kinase activity
Source: RefSeq, a predicted model, not a curated record